GGAGGGCAUGUGGAGCUGGCCUGCGGGACAGCGAAGUUUCUCUGCGAGCCCCAAGUUGGUCGGACUCCAUGUAACCAUGCUCUCCGUGAGUUGCGUCGUGCUUCUCGGGCUGUUUGCGUGCGCGCUGGGCCGCACGAGCCCCGAGCCGCGGGGGGAGAAGCGGCUCGCGGGUGAUGAGGAGCGACGUGUCUCGGAGGGGACGGAGCGGUGGACACGCAGCGCCGGACUGAAUGAACAGACAUGUACAGACGUCUCUGGAGUGGAGUCCACCCUGCUGAACAGCACCAACACUUUCUCGUUCAAAGUGCGGACCAUGGGUUCACUGUCUCUGGCCUGGGUGGGAGACGGAACAGGGGUGCUGCUGGUGUUGACCACGUUUCAGGUGCCGCUCUUCAUGAUGCGGUUCGGCCAGUCGAACCUAUACAGGAGUGAAGACUAUGGGAAGACGUUCAAGGACGUGACUCAGCUGAUCAAUCACACCUUCAUCCAGACGGAGUUUGGCAUCGCUGUCAGUCCAGAUCACUCAGGGAAGGUGAUCCUGACUGGCGACGUGUCGGAGAUCGGGGGAUUCCGUCUGUUUCGCUCUCAGGACUUUGGCCGGAACUUUGUUUCGACCGACCUGCCGUUUGAGCCGCUCAUUCAGAUGCUGUACAACCCUGCGGACUGCAACACACUCGUGACGCUCAGUAUCUCGUUGGACCUGUGGCUGUCUGAGGACUUUGGCGCCACCUGGAGGAAAAUACAUGACAGCGUUUGUCUGGUCAGAUGGGGUUCAAAGAACAGCAUCUACUUUACCACAAACACCAACGGCUCAUGCAGUGAGAGAGGAAUGCUGGAGUUAAGGAAGACUCUUGACUAUGGAAGAAGUUUCCAGACCAUUGCCACCAGAGUUUACUCCUUUGUACUGGGAGGAAAAUUUGUUUUUGCUUCGAUCAUGACUGGCAAGGGCACGGAGCGUAUGAUCCACGUCUCUGUGGACGGAGGUGAGGUGUGGAACAUGGCUCAGCUUCCAGUCGUCAACCACGAGCAGUUUUACUCCAUCCUGUCGGCCAAUCAGGACAUGAUCUUCAUGCACGUGGACGACCCUGGAGGUCAGAACAGAUAUUCCGGAGUAGGAACUAUCUACGUGUCGGACGACCGGGGAACCGUGUUCUCCAAGUCUCUGGAGCGCCACCUUUACACCACCACAGGAAGUGACACUGACUUCACCGUCAUUACUUCACUCCGGGGCGUCUACAUGACCAGCGUUCUCACUGAGGAUGGAGCGGUGGAGACUGUGAUCACCUUUGACCAGGGAGCCAAGUGGCAGACGCUGCGCAGACCACAGAACAGUCACUGCAACAGCGACAGCUCCACCAACAGACCCAACAAAUGCAGACUUCACAUCCACGCCUCCUACAGCACCACCAUGAAGAUGAACGUCCCCAUGCUGCCGCUCUCACAGCCCAAUGCAGUGGGAGUUAUUUUGGCCCAUGGCAGUAUCGGUGAUGCCGAGUCGGCUCUCUCCCCUGAUGUGUACGUGUCUGACGACGGGGGCUACACCUGGCUGCUGGCCCUGAAGGGACCCCAUCACUACGCUAUCCUGGACUCCGGAGGCCUGCUGGUGGCGGUAGAACACACCAACUCCCCUGUCAACCAGAUCAAGUUUUCCACAGACGAAGGGCAGUGCUGGCACACGUAUAACUUCACCAGCGAUCCGCUCCACUUCAGCGGCAUGGACAGCGAGCCGGGCUCCCGUUGCAUGAACGUCAGCCUGUGGGGAUACAGGAACGACUUCAGCAAAUGGGUGGUGAUCACCAUCGACUUCAGGAAGCUCCUCACCAGAGACUGCAGCGAAGGGGACUACGUACAGUGGCUGGCUCACUCCACAGACCCCAGCGGAACAAGCGACGGCUGCGUCCUGGGCUUCAAAGAGACCUUCUUACGUCUGAGAAAAGACUCGGUCUGCUGGAAGGGCAGGGACUUCGCUCUCACCAAGAAGCUGUCUCCCUGUCCCUGUACGGUGCAAGAUUACCACUGUGACUUUGGGUAUUACCGACAGGAGAACGGCUCGGAGUGUGUGAGGCAGCAGGAGCUGAAGGACAAACCUUUGGAGUUCUGUUUGAAUGGAACCGCUGAGCAGCUUCAGACCAGCGGCUACCGGAAGAUCCCUGGAGACCAGUGUGAGGGGGGCUUUCAGCCAGAAAGGAAGGAGACCGACCUGGGGAAACUGUGUACCAGCAAUGCUCUUUUUCCCAAUUCUCUGAUUGAAAGCAGCUCACCGAACGCCGUCAUCAUUGUGCUGGUCGUCAUAGCGAUCCUCCUGAUGAGUGCAGUCGCUGGUGUCUGGCUGGUUAAGAAGUAUGUCUGCGGAGGACGGUUCCUCGUGCACCGAUACUCCGUCAUGAGGGAGCACGUUGAAGCGAACAAAAUAGAAGGAGUAGACGAUGUUGACCCCAACUACAUGGAGACAGGAAAAGCACAGUACAAUGAAGACUCGGAUCAGGAUCUCUUAGAUUAGGACUCAGCUUUACUCAAAGACUAAAUUUAAUGCAGUCUUCCAUGAUGCCUGGGCAUUCCUGUUGCUCCCACAUGCUGAUUAACAUCUGCUUCUCACUUCUCGCUAUCCCCUGGUGGCUGGAGGACUCGGCAGAGCAGCGGGGCGACCGCUUAUAUUGCUUCCUUGUGCCAGUUGAGGCUCCUGCAAAAUAGACGUACUGGUGGUUUGGGGAGGGGAGGGCAACCCCAGCGCACAACAGACGAGAGCCUCCGGGGUCCCUGGAGAGCUUUUGUUAUCUCUGUCACAGAAAGUUCUGUAAAGACUGUUGAUGAUGAAUACGUGCCCCGUUGUGCUCUGGAUGUUUCCUUUCAUGCUGACCUGGGAAGAGACGGCCAUGCACUCGCAGAAACGCAGUACCAACGCCACAGCUUGGGUAUUUGAGGGUCACAGAAUUGUUUUUGUUUUUUUUUCUUGAAAGCUUUGGGCUCAGUCAAGUAAAAGAAAAUGAGAAUUUGUAGUUCACAAUUGUCAAGUAAGUAGUGCUUGUUUUUUGUCAACUUCAACAUUUGCAGGAUACGGUGCGGUUUUGUAUGAUGGGCCAUUUUAACGUGGACUCAGCCUUAUCAGUCACUACCAUUUUGGCACAAGACUUCCCACUUUCCUCGGGUUUGACCGUAACGACAGUUUUCCAGUUUUAUCAGCAGCUACCUGGAACAGCCGUCACGAUCCUGCUCGUUUCUCAACAAGUCUCUGUAUUUGUUAUCUUGACAGGUGAGAAUCGUGGAGAAAGUUUCUGUAAACCAAAUAAUAUAGCAAUGACUGAGAAUUGAUUUCCACAUUUGUUUAAAAAUAGUUAAUCAAGUGUUUCAUAUUAUUAGUUGUGUUCAUUACACAAUUACUAACUUCAAACACAUAAAUGACUGUGAAAUCUCUCAUGGACCAGACUUUUAAAAAAGGUACAAAUAUUUCCAAGGUAGGUGCCAAACAAAGUGGGAAUUGAUACUUCUCAAGCUAAAUAAGUUCAUUUUAGCAUUUUUUUAAUAGUCUUGCAUAUUGUUACAAGAUGAAUAAAGGUUUCACUAUACUAUACAGUUGAGAUCCUACAUGUUUUUUUAUAGAUAUGCGCAAACAGUAUGUAAAAAUGCUUGAAGAGACAAUGUAUGAAACAGACAGCUUUUUCUUUGAAGCUUCGACUUUUAAACCGAAGGUGAGUCAGGAAAUCAACAUUCAGCUAAUUGAUUGUGAAGUACGUCAGCUGCUCAGAGCAACAAUCAAAUGUUUAUUGUUGUAGUUCCUGGUGAAACGUUGCACACAAAUGUCUAAAGGCCCUGUCAUCUUUAUGAAUGCAUGGAAAUAAAACAGAGUGCAGUUUAACACGGCCGCUGUCUUCCUCUCUCCUGUUUUGUGUGGUGAAAAUGAAAGACUUGAACUAUUGCCAAAGCACUUUUUACUGUUUAGUGUUCUAAUUGUAGCUGAUGCUAACCCAGGCCCUACUUGAACUCGCUCGUAUAUUUGCUUAACAGGUUGCACCAGUAUGUUUCUACUUCUGCUCUGUUCUGUUUUUGACUGUUAUUUUCCAUACCAGCCAAAGCUAAUAUGCAUUUGUCUUAUAGUCUUAAUGCAGGUGCACCCAUUAGCACUAAAUAAAUGUUUGUAUUAAGAGAGCUGUGCAAACUUUUCUACAGACACGCUGAUGCUGUUGUUGUUGUUGCCAUUUUCAAAAACUUCACAUUUGUCAAAUUAAUGUGUUCAAUGUAAAAAAAAAUAUUUUUCUUUAUUACAUAAAGUGAGUAUGGUUUGUUUUGCAAAUAUACACUUUUCUGUGUGGCAUGCACUGCUACUAUUUCAACUUUGUGCAGUAUAAGAUGGUCACAUUGGACACAGGGCUUAUGGCUGAUGCUUGUACUCACCAGCAGAGGCAGUAAUAUCCCAGCGAAUAAGCUAUCGUGAUAAGCUGGCCGAAUAUUGAGGCGUUUUCUCAAGGACUGUUGGACGGACUUUGUCGGAUAUGAACGCAAAUUCAUGUGCUUGAUGCUUCUUGAUUUACUCGACAGCCAGUAAGAAAAAAAUCAGAAAUCAGCUAUUUACUGGAUUCAAUUAUUUCUUUUUUUGCACUGUAUCUACAGAUCUGUGAAAGUUUUGCAUUUUGUUGUGCUCCUUGUACACCUGUGUUUUGGGAAAUAUUAGGGUCUCAAGUUGUGACGUUCUUUCCAUUCCAUCUCCUUGACUGUUUGCGAUCAGACACCAGAGUUGAGUCUCUGAAUUGAAGUGGUCUCCAGCAAAGAUGUUUUAUAACAGUGUUGACGUUUAUGAAAUUAAAUACCACCACCUUUUA
Messenger RNA from Salarias fasciatus (jewelled blenny), 4814 nucleotides. Its product is annotated as sortilin-like. Gene Ontology annotation, molecular function: protein binding. The record is from RefSeq and is a predicted model, not a curated record. The transcript is spliced from 20 exons. Gene Ontology annotation, biological process: vesicle organization; endocytosis; Golgi to endosome transport. NCBI's taxonomy places the organism in Eukaryota, Metazoa, Chordata, Actinopteri, Blenniiformes, Blenniidae. Gene Ontology annotation, cellular component: membrane; Golgi apparatus. Bases 8 to 2500 code for a protein of 830 amino acids.